This is a messenger RNA of Paramecium octaurelia, 774 nucleotides long. NCBI's taxonomy places the organism in Eukaryota, Ciliophora, Oligohymenophorea, Peniculida, Parameciidae. The record is from the annotation of a GenBank genome assembly.
AUGAUUAGCUGUUAAUAAAAUUAUCAAAACAACAAGUAAAAUGAUGAUGAAACCAUUAAUAAUAAAAUUGACAUUAUCAAUUAGUUAUUUAAGCAGAUGAAUUUAAAAAAAAAGGAGGAAAUCAAGGAAACUACCCAUACACGUAAUAUUACAUCUGAUUCCAUUGAAAUACCAAUCUAUGAAGUCCCAGUUAAACCUUAAUAGUUAAAUAAAACAUCUUCUGAGUUUUAAUCUUAUCUAAAGAGAAAAUAAUAAGCCAAGACUAUUGACAGAGUUUCUGAAUUUAACAAUUAAGAAAAUUAAUUAGAAGUAGAAAAAGAUGAAGAUCUAUUAACAGAAAUUCGCCCCUUUUGCGAUUAGAGCAGAAACACACUAAGAGAAUACUCUUUUAAGCCUAAUUGUGUCUUUCAAUAACAUUAAAGCAAUCAAACUUUAAAACUGAGCACUCUUUAAUCACAAUAAUAGUCUUGUAGUUAAUUAAGAAAUAAGACUGAUAAUACCAUUGAUAUUAAUAGUCAUAAAAAUUAGUUAUGUAAAAAUAUGUCACACAGAGAUAUGAAUAAAGCCUAAAAAAACAAAUAAAUUAUAGAAUAAGCAUAUGAAACCUUUGUAGAAAAGAAACCUGCUAGCAAAUCUCCUGGUAUUAAAUAGUAAUAACAGCUGAACCUUUUAAAGAAUAAUUUUAAGCAUAAGAUUAAUUAACUGCUGUCAUCCACUCCAGAAAAAAAAUUUAGAUUGUAAGCAACAAUCAAAAAGAAUUACUUCAUUAAUUGA